Messenger RNA from Cavenderia fasciculata, 1608 nucleotides. It is a transcript of the gene purH, whose product is annotated as AICAR transformylase / IMP cyclohydrolase. The transcript has 2 exons. Gene Ontology annotation, cellular component: cytosol. Lineage: Eukaryota; Evosea; Eumycetozoa; Acytosteliales; Cavenderiaceae. The coding region runs from base 1 to 1608 and encodes 535 amino acids. Gene Ontology annotation, molecular function: phosphoribosylaminoimidazolecarboxamide formyltransferase activity; IMP cyclohydrolase activity. The record is from RefSeq and is a predicted model, not a curated record. Gene Ontology annotation, biological process: 'de novo' IMP biosynthetic process.
AUGCGACUUGGAUAUUGUAAUAGAUUAGAGAUGCAAGCAUUGAUUAGUGUAUUUGAUAAGAAAGGAGUGGUUGAAUUUGCCAAGGUAUUAGCAUCUAAAGGAUUCAAUGUUAUUUCGACAGGAGGAACAUUCAAGAGUUUGCAAGAGAGUGGUAUGAAGGUGACUGCCGUGCAAGAUGUUACCAAGUUUCCAGAGAUUCUAGGUGGUCGUGUCAAGACGUUGCAUCCAAGCAUUCACGGUGCGUUGCUAGCUCGUCCAGACCAACCAUCGCACGUUGAAGACUUGACUCGUCACCAGAUUGCUCGUAUUGGUUUGGUUGCUGUCAACUUGUAUCCAUUUGUAGAGACCGUGUCACGUGCCGACACAACGUUGGAAGAGGCAUUGGAGAAUAUUGAUAUUGGUGGACAUACUUUGAUCCGUGCCGCAUCCAAAAACUUUGAACACGUUGUUAUUGUGGUCGACCCAACCGACUACCAAUGGAUUGCACAACGUCUCGAAGGUGGUGGAGGACUCGAGAGCAUCACUCUGGGAGAACGUAAGAAAUUGGCACUCAAAGCAUUCAAGCAUGCUUGUGCAUACGACUCGGCUGUUGCUAAUUACUUGGAGUUUGGGUCGACCCCAGCUGGAGUCGAGACAACGCAAUUCCCAGAGGUUCUGCAUCCAGUGUUUGAAAAGAAGCAGAGUUUGCGAUACGGAGAGAACCCACAUCAAAAGGCUGCACUAUACCAAAUGGUCGGUAGCAAGAUGGGCGGUGUUGCCAGCGGUGAAAAGUUGCAUGGACCAGACCUCUCGUACAACAAUUUGCUCGACGGUGACGCUGCGCUGCGUGUGAUCCGUGAGUUUGGCGACACUGCCUGCUGUGUCAUUAAACACACCAAUCCCUGCGGUCUGGCCGUUCACAGCGACCAAGCUGAAGCAUACCGUCGCGCAUUUGCCGGCGACAGCAAGAGUGCAUACGGCGGUAUCCUCGGAUUCAACCGCACGCUCACCGAAGCUGCUGCACUCGCUUUAAAGGGUGUAUUCUACGAGUUGAUCAUCGCUCCAGACUAUGAGGAGGGAGCACUCAAGAUCUUGCGUGCCAAGGAGAAGCUCCGUGUCCUCAAAGUGCCCGAAGCUGGCACACAACAGGCAUUUGACACACCAGACAUCCGUACCAUCGGCGGUGGUCUGCUCCUCCAACAACCCAACCCCAUCAUCCUCGGCAGUGUCGACGAGGCCACCAAGUCGUGGAAGGUCGUCACCAAGAUCGCCCCUACCAAGGAGCAAAUGGCCGAUCUCCUCUUUGCCUGGCGUGUAUCCAAGCAUGUCAAGUCCAACGCCAUCGUCGUCUCCAAGGACCAACAAAUCGUAGCCAUCGGUGCCGGUCAACCCAACCGUAUCCAAUCACUCAACAUCUGCCGCCGUGUGGGUGGCGACAAGGUUGCAGGUAGUGUACUUGCUUCCGAUGCCUUCUUCCCAUUCGCCGACAGUAUCGAUGCCGCUCAAGAGGCUGGCAUCGGUUGCAUCGUCCAACCAGGUGGCAGUAUCCGUGAUCAAGAGGUCAUUGACGCUGCCGACAAGUUUGGUAUUCCAAUGGUUUUCACUGGCAAUAGAAACUUUUUACAUUAA